AUGCGUAUUAUUUCGCCAAGAUUCACAGUUCUCGACGCUUGGAUGAUGAUGCCGAAGAUUCACGCGAUCGUCAAGAAUAUCAUGGCGGGAACAAUCAAAAUACCGCCGUCUGAACACAUGCAUUCUGGAUACCAGUAUGCUUUCUCCGACGAACCUGAAAACGAAAAUCUCAAGUUUCUUGCGGAAUUCCCGACUGAUGAAGAGAUCUCAGAAGAUCUUGCAAUUGCCUAUGAGCGAGCCAAUCAGCUUGCACUUGUCUGUGGUAUGAAUUCACUCAAUUCUCUCAUUGAGAACGUUCUGGGGCCAAAUUUGGAUGAAUCGAUUGAAAAUUCACCUGAAGACUUAUCAGAUAUAUCGGUUUGUGCUACUCAACUCUAUGAUAUUGAAUAUGGAUACACAGCUCGCAACAUUUGCGAAAAGGAAGCCCUUGAAGCAGCUGCACAUUUAACCAAGGAACAGAAUGCCAUAGACAUGUGUCUUGAAGCCUUGCCUGAAGAUGCUGAAAGUGAAUGCUUACAGAAUGCAGCAAUGUCUAUAUCAAAUCUUCUCAAUCCAGCACUACUCUCUUGCUUCAAUAGCUGUAGCUCAGAAUCAUCAAAACUCAAAUGA
This is a messenger RNA of Melampsora larici-populina 98AG31, 609 nucleotides long. RefSeq lists its product as uncharacterized. Lineage: Eukaryota; Fungi; Basidiomycota; Pucciniomycetes; Pucciniales; Melampsoraceae. The coding region runs from base 1 to 609 and encodes 202 amino acids. The record is from RefSeq and is a predicted model, not a curated record. The transcript has 3 exons.